Sparassis crispa is the source of this 807-nucleotide messenger RNA. RefSeq lists its product as hypothetical. Lineage: Eukaryota; Fungi; Basidiomycota; Agaricomycetes; Polyporales; Sparassidaceae. The transcript is spliced from 6 exons. The record is from RefSeq and is a predicted model, not a curated record. The coding region runs from base 1 to 807 and encodes 268 amino acids.
AUGUCGUGCGACUCAAUAGUCUCCAUUAUUAACACGGUAUCCUUUGAGUCUGAAGCACACCCUGAGGUCUUGUCAGCUCUUCUUCAGACUAGCGCGAGCCUUCAAUUCUGUUCGGAAUCCGGCAGGAAGGAUCUUUUUGGAGGCCGCCCGCAACGACUCAAAUCUGGACAAUUCCGUAACUCAGCCGCGAUGCCUCCUCGAACGCGGUCUGCACCGGAUGCGAGCGAACCGCGGCAGACGCGGUCGCACACGAAGGGAGUUCAGAAAGUUUUGACUGCCUCAGAAUCGCGUUCUCGCAACUCCGCGAAGAAGAAGAAAGAUGUCUCUCCACCAAAAGAUGAAGGUCACCCAGCCACAGAUGGAUCAAAGCAAAAGAGCUCUCGUACGAGCAAAACUACUGACGUGGCCGAUGAAGAAGCUGCGGAGUCGGUUGUGCAACGUCAAGGGAAGGCGAAGCUACCGGCGAAGAGGGACACUAAGGCCGGGAGGACAUCCCCUUCCGACUCCGACGGUGGUGAUGGCAAGUCUGUGGCACCGGCGAGCGAGGAUGACGGCAUCGAUGCACCCAGCAACAAUGACAAGGACACGAAUCUCGACUCAGCAGAGCCAGAUGCUCACGCGGCCGCCAACCUACACAGAUCGGUUGAUGAGGCUGAUGCGUACAACGAGGACGAGAGCAGUGAAGAGCCAGCCGGCGAUAAUGGACUUCAUGAGGAACAUGGAAGGACAGAUGUAGACAGAGGUGGAGACCGAAGAGUGCCCAACACCGAAGACUCGGAGGACGGCGCCAUUUACAGUGACACUUAA